Molecule: messenger RNA, 598 nt
Organism: Spinacia oleracea (spinach)
Lineage: Eukaryota; Viridiplantae; Streptophyta; Magnoliopsida; Caryophyllales; Amaranthaceae
Product: auxin-responsive protein SAUR21-like
Exons: 1
Coding region: 59-388 (109 amino acids)
Biological process (GO): response to auxin
Source: RefSeq, a predicted model, not a curated record
AAUAUACAAAUCGAUCCAGUUUUUCAUUAAUUACAUAGUACUCCAUACUUUCUUAAAAAUGGGUAUUCAACUGAUGGAGAAAGUGCAAGCAAAGAGAAUUCUAAUGAAAACUCUAGCAAACAAGAAGGUGACAUCGAGUUCGAGUUCGAGUUCGAGUUCGAGUUGGAAUGGAGAAGUACCAAAAGGUCAUGUAGUUGUUUAUGUAGGAAAGAGUUGUAAGAAGAGGCAAGUAAUCCCAAUAUGUUACUUAAAUCACGCUUUGUUUCAGAGUUUGCUUCGUGAUGUAGAAGAGGAGUUUGGGUUUGGGCAUUCCAUGGGUGGCCUUACAAUUCCUUGCGAUGAAGACUAUUUUUCAAGUCUCUUAUCCCAUAUUAGGUCUUCUCCAUAAUUAAUUUAAGCCAAUUAUAUUGUUUGUUUGUUUUUUUUUAUGAUAAAUUAUCAGCUCAUAUAUACGUACGAUCGAGUAGUAGUUAAUUUUAAUGAAAACUAGUACUACAGUACGUAUGCGUAUGUAGUUGAAUCGAUCGUUUGAUCCAGACAUAUUUUGUGAGUUAUAAAUAAAUUCUCUUUCUAGGUUUGAUCAAAUUAUAAGAAACGA